AUGGAAAGUAUACCAGAACAUCGAAAAUGGAUGUAUAAUCGAUUGUUACCUGGAAAGAGGGGAAUUACUAAUGAGUUUUUAGCUGGUGUUGAACAAUUUGUUAAGUAUGCAUGUACACUUUCUGUAUACGAGUUGACAAAUACAAUUAGGUGUCCAUGUAGUAAAUGCAAGAAUAGAGUACACUUAUCUGCUGAUGAUGUUCGUGUUCACUUGUAUAAGAAAGGAUUUGAACCGUAUUAUUGGGUAUGGACUUGUCAUGGUGAACCUAUUCCUACAGUAAACGAGCAAGUUUUGGAGACACGUAACGAAAAUAAUCAAUAUGAAACAAUGGUGUUUGAUGUAGGUGGUUCAUCAUUUAUUCCAUUUCAUGUGGAAAAUAACCAAGAAGAAGAGCCACAUACAAGUGCACAAAACUUUUAUGAUUUAUUAAACACGGCUAGACAACCUUUGUCACCUAGUUGUGCUGAUGAAACAGAGUUGUCAUAUGCGUUGAAGAUGAUGAAUAUAAAGGCAACUUUUAACAUUCCACAGCUAGCAAUGGAUCAAAUAUUUGAGUACAAUAAGCAUAUAAUGGGUCCAAAUAAUCGAGUGCCAUUUAGUUAUUAUGAUUCAGAGAAAUUGAUUUCAAAGCUUGGGCUUGAUCAUGAAAAGAUUGAUUGUUGUGUUAAUAGUUGUAUGUUGUACUAUAAGUCUGAUAUCAAUGAGAGACAUUGUAAGUUUUGUGGCGAGGCUCGAUUUAAACCACGACCGCCUACUUGUGCUCGUGGGAAAGAAGUUCCUAAGAAAAUGAUGCAUUACUUGCCUCUCAUCCCUAGAUUGCAACGAUUGUAUGCAUCACAAAAUUCUGCUGAGCACAUGAGGUGGCAUUAUGAAAAUCACCGUCAACCAGGUAUUAUGUGUCAUCCUUCAGAUGGUGAAGCGUGGAAACACUUUGAUACUCAGUAUCCUGACUUUGCAGCAGAUCCUCGGAAUGUAAGACUAGGUUUGUGUGCUAACGGAUUUUCUCCUUUUGGUUUAAAUGCUAAAUCAUAUUCUUGUUGGCCGGUUAUGGUUGUUCCAUAUAAUCUUCCACCUUCAAUGUGCAUGACUACCCCGUAUAUAUUCUUAACUUGUAUUAUUCCUGGGGAACACAACCCAAAGGCAAAUAUUGAUGUGUAUCUGCAACCUUUAAUCGAUGAGCUUCAGUUGCUAUGGGAUAUAGGGCUUUUAACUUAUGAUGUCUCAUUAAAGAAAAACUUUAUGAUGUGA
Messenger RNA from Ipomoea nil (Japanese morning glory), 1248 nucleotides. RefSeq lists its product as uncharacterized. NCBI's taxonomy places the organism in Eukaryota, Viridiplantae, Streptophyta, Magnoliopsida, Solanales, Convolvulaceae. The record is from RefSeq and is a predicted model, not a curated record. Bases 1 to 1248 code for a protein of 415 amino acids. The transcript has a single exon.